This is a messenger RNA of Guillardia theta CCMP2712, 885 nucleotides long. RefSeq lists its product as hypothetical. The coding region runs from base 1 to 885 and encodes 294 amino acids. The transcript has 2 exons. The record is from RefSeq and is a predicted model, not a curated record. Lineage: Eukaryota; Cryptophyceae; Pyrenomonadales; Geminigeraceae.
AUGGGGCUGGAGAGGAAAGGGUCAGAGUUGGCUGCAGGCCGGCAGUGCGUGACAAGGAUGGGGGACGAAGGAAUGAGAACAGUGACGAAGAAAGUUUGUCCUCAGGGUAAGCUGUCCAGUGCCUUGAGUGCAUACUUCCGGUCGUAUGCCAAGGGGGCGGGUGCCGAGGAUGUUCAUGUCCCUGUGUUCCGAGCUCUGAAGCGCAUACAGAACUUGGAGCAAGUGCUCUAUCCUGGCUGUCACCGGCAUAUCACUCCGUCGCUCUUCUUUCCUCGUGUACAUUAUGUGGACUGUGACGAGAAGGUGGGUGAUAUAUACCGAGAUGCAAAGGCGCUUGACUUCAUAAACGACAACAAGGAGUAUACCCAACAAACAGUAGUGUCAUUCAGCCGAGGGGAUUUCUUCUCUUCUUCGCCUGUUGUGGAGGAGGAAUAUUUCGACCUGGUGAUCUCACUGAGCGCUGGGAAUGUGUCAGAACCGUGCGGGAGAUACCUCAAGGAAGGAGGAUACCUGCUGGUCAACGAGGCCCACGGUGAUGCGUAUCGUGCGUACCUGGACCAACGUUUUGAGCUGGCGGCAGUUUAUGAUGAGGAUUCCCAGCAGUUUGACACGAGCAGCGACGUUGUCAAGGAGUGCUUCCAUACGCGAGGAGGAGAGGAGCUGACGAAAGCCAUGUUUGAUGAGAUCAUGUUGAAACCCAAGUCGAGGCGGCCAAACAAGCUGAGAUUUCAAAGAGACGCCAUGUUCUACUUGUUUAGGAUGAAAGGCGAGGGCAAGGCGAUCAAGCCAGACCAUGUUCAACCAUCUGAGCUUCAAGUGCCGUCAAGGAUUCAGAAAAAACGUCGAACGGGAGUCCGAGGCUGUGAAUGCAACAGUGUCAGUUAG